AUCAAGAACCACCAAGCAUCCUACCCUACAUCACACGCAAACAUACUACAUACAACCCCAAACGCAACCAACCCACACACACACAUACAAUAACUGGUCACGAAGAAAUGAGCCAUCUCCCCCCGCCUCGGAAUAGUACUUCGACCAUCAACCAAUCCAACGAGAGACAGGCCGACCCAGAAGAGUUUUACGUCAGACAGGACAGAAUCGGCAAAGGCAGCUUCGGUGAAGUGUUCAAGGCGUUCGAUAAACGGACCAGGAAACCAGUCGCCAUCAAGGUUAUCGACCUCGAAAGUGCGGAAGAUGAGAUUGAAGACAUCCAACAAGAAAUCGCUAUCCUCAGUCAACUAGACUCAUCCUACGUAACCCGCUAUCAUGGCUCUUAUCUCAAGGGAACCAGUCUUUGGAUCAUCAUGGAAUACUGCAGUGGGGGUAGUUGUAGUGAUCUGAUGAAACCGGGCGUGUUUAGAGAAGAAUACAUCGCGAUUAUCCUCAAGGAACUUCUUAAAGGACUGGAUUAUCUACAUCAAGAGGGAAAACUACACCGUGAUAUCAAGGCUGCCAAUGUCUUGUUGAGCUCAACAGGCGAGGUCAAGUUGGCCGAUUUCGGUGUCAGCGGUCAACUGACAGCAACGAUGACCAAGAAGAACACCUUUGUAGGAACACCCUAUUGGAUGUCACCUGAAGUCAUCAAGCAAUCCGGUUAUGACUCUAAAGCGGAUAUCUGGUCCCUUGGUAUCACCGCUAUCGAACUAGCAAAGGGAGAACCACCUUACGCAGAUCUCCACCCGAUGAAAGUCCUCUUCUUGAUCCCUAAAAACCCGCCGCCGGUCCUCGAUGGACCCGAAUUCAGCAAGACUUUCAAAGAUUUUAUAAGUGAAUGUCUCAAGCGGGAUCCGAAUGCCCGACCGAGCGCAAAGGAGCUGUUGAAGCAUAAGUUUAUCAGGAAUUCAAAGAAACCAAGCUAUCUGACAGAAUUGAUCGAACGUUUGGAACGAUGGAAGAUCGAGGGCGGCCAUCAGAAUAAGAUCGCGGGUCAAAACAAUGAUCAUGAGGAUGGUGAUCAAGCUCACGACGAUCACUCAACACCGAACGAUAUGUGGGACUUUGGUACGAUCAAGAAAGGGACCACCAGAAGAUUACCUCCCGGCCCAUCUCAAAACCCUGGCGCAGCCUCAUCAUCUAAACCCAAUCCUCAACGCUCUCAGCAACCACCACCACCCGCUGGCGUCAUUCAACGAGACUAUGGUGCUGAGCCCAAGUUCGAAACCGUUCGACAUACACUUCCUCCAACCAGCCCCCCAGAUUCACGUCCUAGCAAGCCCAAGAAAUCACCGGGUCAGAAGAAGAAGAAAGCUCCAGCCUCCGAACCCUCUGGGGACAAGCCUCAACCGAGACGAAAGUCCAGUCAAGCUCACUCUGGCGUGCCCGGCUCGGAAGGUCUAGGAGUUCAAGUUGAAUCGGCACAUCACAGAGUUUACAAUGGCAGUGGUGGCCAACAUUCACAAGAUAUCCGAAGCAGUAGAGAGUUUCCUAGAAGUCAACCAGCGCCUCUUUCCGCUAAUAAUAUCGCUGCUCAGAUCGGCAACGGCAAAGGAAGUAUCCGCGCCAAGCAUCCACCCGCCUCCAGUGACACUCAUCAAGGCAGUACCUCGAAGCGACCCCCGAACGGCCGUCAGAAGGAACCUGCCCAUCGUGCUGACCAAUAUCGCGACCCGAGCCUGGCCGAACGACGAGACCCGCAACCGUCGAGCUCUAAGAAUCACAAGAAAACUCAUCCCGAACACGAUCGGGAUACUCAGCAAGCCCAUCAUCAUCAUCACCAUCAUCAAGACUCAGCUGAGGAUGAGAGUCCUCAUGCUGAGGGCGAGGAAGAAGAUGAGGAUCAAGAGGGUGUUGGAGAGAUCUUGGAUACAGUAGUGAUUCCAGUCAUCCAAUCCAUUCGAGAGAGGAUCAAAGGGAAUGCAGCGGCUGUCGCGGCAAUCGACAAGUUCCAAUUGGCCAUUGAGACCGCCGAACGUGAAGUACCCGGCUUGCUCAACGUGUUUGUCUCCGAGGUUGUCGAUUCGGUUGAACAGGUCGACAACGACGUGGUAGACUCUUGAGACCCCUAUACUCUUUUGGAUUCCUCUCCCGCAUUUUUUUUUUUUUUUUGGCUCUCUCCUUACUCUCUUCAACCCACUUACAUAUCACCUUCGUUUUUUUAUUCUAGUUUAGUUUAGUUUGGCUUGGUUCCAAGAAAAAUUUCAUCAAAUUGGUUGUUGUUGUUGUUCUUUUUUUUCACUCAUCCUGAUCUUCUUCUCAUUAUUUAUUGGUUGAUUAAUAACAACAUCAUUUUUUUUUUUUUGAUUCCUUGAGUUUUUUUUUACAUACUAUAAAUAAUAAUAAUACAUAUAGGUCAUAUAAGUUCCUCCCCUGAUCAUGUAAUUAGAGAUAAUGUAUGUGUGUCCACCAUGAUGUGUGUGUAUCCAAAGACUUGUCUAAAAAAAUGAAAGAUUGGUUUUAGUAUGUGUGUUCUCAUUGAAUUCCUGUUUUUUUAACAUCCAAUUGUUGUGCAUUUGAAUCCUAAAAUCACCAUAUGGAA
Puccinia graminis f. sp. tritici CRL 75-36-700-3 is the source of this 2584-nucleotide messenger RNA. RefSeq names its product STE/STE20/YSK protein kinase. Lineage: Eukaryota; Fungi; Basidiomycota; Pucciniomycetes; Pucciniales; Pucciniaceae. Gene Ontology annotation, biological process: protein phosphorylation. Gene Ontology annotation, molecular function: protein kinase activity; ATP binding. The record is from RefSeq and is a predicted model, not a curated record. Bases 108 to 2105 code for a protein of 665 amino acids. The transcript has 6 exons.